AUGGGGGCCGCGGGCCGCGGCCGCGGCCCAGCCGCGCCGCUGUGGGUUGCCUGUUGCAUGGCCACCCCGUGCGCCGGCAUCGACAUGCGGUGGAUGCCGUGGCUCCCUGUGUCAAACGAGGAGCUGGCCGCGCUGUCGCUCUGCGUCUACGAGGAGCCGGCGCCCCUCUCGGCGUACGAGGAGGAGGAAGGCUCCCUGCGCGCCGCCUCCGUGUACGGGUACGCCUUGGGCUCCCAGGCGUCCUUCACAGCGGCGAACUUGGAGGUUCACCACGUGAAGAACUUCCUCCGCGUGGCGCGGGAGGAGAGCUCACCGCCAGGGACAUGCGCGUGGAUGUGUUCAGGAGAGCUUCCGGCACAAGGCCUACGUCCUGGCCGUCCGCGGCACCGUGCUGUCGGGCCAGAACUUCAGGGCCGACUUCGACGUGGCCCUCGGGAGCGCGACGCUGCACCUGGAGGAGCAGAUAGAGUUCCUCCACGGAGUCAUCAAGUCAGUCGUCAAUAA
This is a messenger RNA of Prorocentrum cordatum, 504 nucleotides long. The record is from the annotation of a GenBank genome assembly. NCBI's taxonomy places the organism in Eukaryota, Dinophyceae, Prorocentrales, Prorocentraceae.